CCAUGGUCUAGUUGACUGGCUAGGGCUGGGUGCUAGGUUGGACUGGAUGAUAUUGGAGGUCUCUUCCAACCUGGUUAUGAUUCUAUGAUUCUAUUUACGUGGUGCAGACUGGAGCAGCAUCAUCUUGUUCACAUGUUGAUUUGUUGACACACAUUUGUUUUUACUCCUAAGUUCUUAGUCACUGUCAUCGACUCCCUUUGACCACCCUUCACUGUCACCUAUAAAGACAUUUGGUUGUGGGCUCUUAAAACAACGUGUGGAUGGAUGGAUUAAAGGGUUGCUUAUUUUGGUUAAACACCAGGCAGUUAAACUGCAUUCAAUAAUGCAAAGUAAGUAAAAUGUUCAGUUAUUAAGUUUGGCUGCAUUCUAACAUAAACAGUAUCUGUCCUCCAAAGUUACCUUUUCAGAGACUGGGAUCGUAAGGCACAAGAUAUCCCCAACUAUCAUUUUCUCUUUUAUCUAGGAUCCUUAGCUGGAAAUAAAUCUCUUUAAUUAAACCACAGAUUUGCCAUUUUUUAUGAGGGAAAACAGUAAACUACUGUCCUUUGCCUUGCAACAUGCAGUGGUGUCCCAGCUCUGAACGACACAUAAAAGCAUUCUUCUUUGAGUGGGUUAUAAAAGAGUUAUAAAUGUCGGAGUUGCUGAUAGCAGUUGGGGGUGUAGGGGGGGUGUUUUCCUGAUUUCUAAGAGUUUAGCCUUUUUUGUCCUCUGGAUGGACUAUGUCUGCACUUCUAUAGAAUUCAGUGUAGUGUUUAAGUUCCAAACCAACUUAGAGCCAACUAAUCAGGAACUGUUAGCUCCUGUAGGUUUGCAGAUGGCACCAAGCUGUGUGGCACAGUGAACUUGCUAGAGGGCAGGAAUACAUCCAGAGGGACCUGGACAGGCUGGAGAGGUGGGCCCAGGCUGACCUCAUGACAUUCAACAAGGCCAAAUGUAAGGUCCUGUACCUCAGUCAGCGCAAUCCCAAACACAGCUCCAGGCUGGAUGGGGAAUGGCUGAGAGCAGCCCUGAGGAACAGGACCUGAGGGUCUGAAGAAAAGCUCAACAUGAACCAGCAGUGUGAGUGCAGCCCAGACAGCAACUGUGUGCUGGGCUGCAGCAAGAGCAGUGUGGCCAGCAGGGCAAGGGAGGGGAUUCUGCCCCCUUGCUCUGCUCCCCUGAGACCCCACCUGGAGUCCUUUGUGCAGUUCUGGAGCCCCCAACACAAGGACAUGGAAUUUUUGGAGCAAGUUGAGAGGAGGCCACAAAGAUGCUAAGAGGGCUGCAGCAGCUCUACUAUGAGGACAGGCUGAGAGAAUUGAAGCUCUGUAGCCAGAAGGAGGGGAGAGAGAAGAGAAGAGAAGAGAAGAGAAGAGAAGAGAAGAGAAGAGAAGAGAAGAGAAGAGAAGAGAAGAGAAGAGAAGAGAAGAGAAGAGAAGAGAAGAGAAGAGAAGAGAAGAGAAGAGAAGAGAAGAGAAGAGAAGAGAAGAGAAGAGAAGAGAAGAGAAGAGAAGAGAAGAGAAGAGAAGAGAAGAGAAGAGAAGAGAAGAGAAGAGAAGAGAAGAGAAGAGAAGAGAAGAGAAGAGAAGAGAAGAGAAGAGAAGAGAAGAGAAGAGAAGAGAGAAGGCUUCAAGGAGACCUUGCAGUGGCCUUACAGCAUCUGAAAGGAGCCCGCACAGUGCCUCCCAAAUUGAAGGAGAUGAAAAACCAAGAGGCUGCUGUGGGUCAGAAGCUAGUGCUAAGGUGUGAAACCACUUCAGAGUACCCCGCACUCAGAUUCAAGUGGUUAAAGAAUGGAAAGGAAAUAACAAAAAAAAACAGACCGGAAAAUGUCAAGAUCCCCAAAAAACAGAAGAAAUACUCUGAGCUUCACAUUUACAGAGCCACGUUGGCUGAUGCUGGGGAAUAUGCAUGCAGAGUGAGCAGCAAACUAGGGAAUGACAGUACUAAAGCCAGCGUUAUCAUCACAGACACCAAUGAGAGCACCAGCAAGAUACAAGUAUCAACAGAAGGGACAAAAACUUCUUCACCCACUUCCACCUCUACAACUGGAACAAGUCACCUCACGAAAUGUGACAUAAAGCAGAAAGCCUUCUGUGUAAAUGGGGGAGAGUGUUACAUGGUUAAAGACCUCCCAAACCCACCACGAUACCUGUGCAGGUGCCCAAAUGAGUUUACUGGUGAUCGCUGCCAAAACUACGUAAUGGCCAGCUUCUACAAGCAUCUUGGGAUUGAAUUUAUGGAAGCUGAGGAACUGUACCAGAAACGGGUGCUGACCAUAACUGGCAUUUGCAUUGCUCUUCUAGUAGUUGGCAUCAUGUGUGUGGUGGCCUACUGCAAAACCAAGAAGCAGAGGAAGAAGUUGCACGACCGCCUUCGGCAGAGCCUGCGCUCGGAGAGGAACAACGUGAUGAACUUGGCCAAUGGGCCCCACCACCCCAACCCUCCACCUGAUAACGUCCAGCUGGUGAAUCAGUACGUUUCAAAAAACAUAAUCUCCAGUGAACAUGUCAUUGAGCGAGAAACAGAGACCUCAUUUUCUACAAGCCACUACACCUCAACAACACAUCACUCUGUGACUGUCACCCAGACGCCCAGCCACAGCUGGAGUAACGGCCACUCUGAAAGCAUCCUCUCUGAAAGCCACUCAGUCCUGGUCAGCUCCUCCAUGGAGAACAGCAGGCACACCAGCCCAGCGGGGCCCCGGGGCCGCCUCAAUGGCAUCGGUGGGCCAAGGGAAGGCAGCAACUUCCUGCGGCAUGCGAGAGAGACCCCUGACUCCUACCGAGACUCUCCUCAUAGCGAAAGGUAUGUCUCUGCUAUGACCACACCAGCUCGCAUGUCACCUGUGGAUUUCCACACUCCGACUUCUCCCAAAUCCCGCCCUUCCAAAAUAUCGCCGCCGGCUUCCAGCUUGGCUGUCUCCGUCCCGUCAGUGGCAGUGAGCCCCUUCAUCGAAGAGGAGCGACCGCUGCUGCUGGCCACCCCGCCGAUGCUCCACGAGAAGUACAACCACCACCUCCAGCAGUUCAACUCCUUCCACCACAAUGCCGCUCACGAGAGCAGCAGCCUGCCUCCCAGCCCUCUGCGGAUAGUGGAGGACGAGGAGUACGAGACCACGCAGGAGUAUGAACCAGCACAGGAGCCCCCAAAGAAACUCACCAACAGCCGGAGGGUCAAAAGAACGAAGCCCAACGGCCACAUUUCCAGCAGGGUGGAGGUGGACUGCGACACGAGCUCCGAGAGCAGCAGCUCUGAGACCGAAACCGAAGAUGAGAGAAUAGGUGAGGAGACACCGUUCCUAAGCAUACCGAAUCCCACGGCGACCAGCCUGGAGCCAGCCGCUGCCUACCGGCUGGCCGAGAGCAGGACUAGCCCGGCGAAUCGCUUCUCCGCGCCGGAAGAAUUGCAAGCAAGGUUGUCCAGUGUGAUAGCUAACCAAGACCCUAUUGCUGUAUAAAACACAAAAAAAACCCCCAACAACAACAAACCAUUAAAAAAAAAAAACUCCCACCCCAACAACAAAACAAAACAACAACAAAACGACAACAAAACAGAAUGACAACAAAAUUAAACAACAACAAAAUGAAACAACAGCAAAACAAAAUGAAACAACAAAACAACAAAACGAAACAACAAAACAACCACAAAAUUAAACAACCACAAAAUGAAACAACAACAAAAGGAAACAACCACAAAAGGAAACAACCACAAAACGAAACAACCGCAAAACGAAACAACCGCAAAACGAAACAACCGCAAAAUGAAACAACCACAAAACAAAACAACCACAAAACAAAACAACCACAAAACAGAACAACCACAAAACAGAACAACCACAAAACAAAACACAUAGAUUUCACAUGUAUAACAUUAUUUUAUAUAACAAAGUAUUCCACCUUUAAAUUAAACCAUUUAUUUUAUUCUAGCAAUUGCGACAAUAGUUAAAAACAAGAGAGGGGAAGAAAAGCGAAACAAAAGCAAAACAAUGACAAAAACAACUCCACACACACACACACAUACACAAAAACCCAAAAAAACCCCAAAUGAACAAACGAAACAAAACAAAAACCCCACAGCUUUUAUAAAUUAAAGAUACCUGUGUACAAAUGUGUUAUGUGCCAUAUGUAGCAAAUUUUUUACAGUAUUUCAAAUAUGGGGAAAGAUAUCAAUGGUGCCUUUAUGUUACGUUACGUUGAGAGCAAGUUGUGUACAGUUACAAUGAUGCCUGACCCCAUAGUAUUUUGCAAAACCUUCUAGCCCUUGGUUGUCCUGGGUUGGUUUUUUUCUUCUUUUGGAGGGGGUGUGUGGAGUGUUUGUUUGUUCGUUUAGGAAGGGGUUUAGUUUGUUUGUUUGGGGUUGUUUUGGUUUGGGGGAGAGGAUUUUUGUUUCUUUCUUUGUGCAUUGCAUUAUAAUGACUGGAUGUAUGAUUUGCAAGAAUUGCAGAAGUUCCUCUGGUCACUUGUUGUAGAAUCCCCAGAUCAAAAUGCCCUGUUAUGGCACUCCCAUCCCCACCAGAAAAACACACACAAAGAAAAAAAAGGGGGAAAACAACCACAACAUCAACAGAAAAAGGCAGGAAAAUAACACAUGCACACACACACACACACACACACAAAAUCCUAACCACACAACAGCAAAACAAACAACAAAAUAUAUUCUUCUACAAGAAGUUUUAUUUGCUUUCGGUAUGUGAAAUGAGUUUUGUCUGCUCUCUGCCAGCCAACAGGUUUGCUUCUUUGAGCACUGGGAUAAUAGUAGAUCCAAGAGCAUGCUACUAUUAAUUACAGCAGGAUAACAAACAAACAAAUGAAACAACAACAGCAGCAACAACAACACAAAAAAAAAAAAAAAGCCAAUCUGCAUUAAAAUAAUGUUAUAGAGAGAAAGUAGCCUUGUGAUUUUUAAAACCAAAUAUGCUAUUAAUCAGAGGUCAGCUUGUAAUCACUAGGAGCUGCCAUUUCAUUAUUUUCCAGAUAUUAAUUGUUCUAGUUAUCUGUUAGAAAAUGGAUUUAGGUUAGCUGAGGCUUUGAACCCAAUAUCGAAAUGGAGAAAAAAAAAGAAAAAAAAAAAAAAAGGGAAAAAAAAAGGAGAAAAAAAAGAUUAAAAAAAAAAAAAAGGAAAAAAUUAAAAAUAGCCCAAAAAAAUUAAAAAUAAAUAUAUAUUAAAGUUAAUGGGGCAAAUAUAAUAGCAGAUAUCUGUAACCAAGCAAGGAAGAGAUCUGGCUGGAAAACAAAUGCCACUAAUAAAAGUGCAAUCAGUUUUCACCUCUUAUUUUUUAAUGUUGAUUUCUAAUAGAUUAUUUAUCCUUUUGUUUCCUCUCAGUUUUCUCCCCUUUCUUCUCCUCAGAAAGAGCCCUCAUGGGCUUCUAGCAGUACCUUGUUAGAGUUGCUGUUGGAGUAAGGGUUAGUUUUAGACACAGAAAUGACUUUCAGGGAAGAGGUGAUAGGAUACUGGCGAGUAGGAAGGACGUAGUAGAAGUAUGGAGUUUGUUUCUACUUGCCUUUGUUGGUUGCAUUGUAAGAGGUGAGAAAGGCAAGUCUGGUGCAAAGCCCAUUUAUGAAGGCAAUCAUACCAUGUGGGUUACAUUCAUGAUGUGCAUGGCUAUUUGAUACCAGUGUUUAUAUAGCCAACAAUGGCCUUAAAUUAAGCCUUUGACUAGUAAUGGACAGGGAUGCUGUCAGUGCUGGAGCAAUUGCAUCCGUUCAGACAGAAGCAAAUGGCCUCUUUUGCACUAAAUUCCCAUCAGUUUAGUCAGGGUCACUGCGUCUCCUUUUGAUUUUUGUUGUGUGUUCAGUUGGCACAGCGUAGACUCAGGAUUGAUGUGGAAAACAAAUGUUUCUCCAAGCUCCAGGGAUUCUGAAAAUGAGAGCAUAUGUUUUACAGGUAUUACUGGACUCUCAAUAAGAGCCAUGUCAAGAGUGAAAAAAGGAUUUCAGCCAAACUACACUCAUCCUUUGGGCCACAUCCUGGUCCCAGUUAAAUGAAGAGAAAUAAGUCAGGGGAAUUGUGUGAUAUGUAAACCCGUGGAACGAAAGCCCUGACUCAGUAAAUUGUUCAAGCAUAUGCUUGUGCUAAUCCCAGCAAAAGCUACCCGCAGCGUGUGUGAGGCUCCCACUGACACACCCAGCGCAUGCAUGAAGUUGAGCACGCACUUAAGAGUCUUCUUGAACGAGGCAUCCUCUGGAUUUGACACCCAAAAGCAAAGCCUAGUGAACGAAGCUGUUUGUCAAGCAAGGGUGAUGAAAAGCAGUGAGUUGCUCGCUGUAUAUAAAUCAGCCACCUCGCAGCAGUAGGAAGAUGGGUGAAGCCUACCUGACCACUAGGUUCAGCAGAGAAAGAACAAGAAGACCUUAGCACAGGAAGGAGAUGGUGAUGAAGUUGCCUACCAGGAUCUUGGUAGGAGAAGCAAAAGGAGAGGAAACUAGCACAGGGAUAUUUUUAGCUCCACGGUGGCUGAAAUGGCACUGGUUAUUUCAGAGGUCUAUGGGAGGUGGCAGAGUUUGUCACAAUACAUUCUGUCUGGACUUCAGUCCACCUUGCCAUUUUUUUUUUCCCCCAGCUAGCAUGUACCUGAACACACUUUGCCUUUGCAGACCAAAACAAAAAAAAAAAGCUAUCUACAAAUCUUAGGUAAUAUACACUCAUUUUCCAUCCCUUUAGUCAUGCCUAUUUAUCUGCAAUGCCGUGCAGCAGAACACUCACCUCCCGAGGAACUCUGCAGCUCAGCAGUACAGAAGGACAGGUGGGCUUGCCUCAUGCAGGCCACUCAUUUUUGCACUGCAGAGUUUCCAGAGGCACUUGGGAAAAAAAAAAAUCUAUCAGUGAAGUCUCAAUACUGUAAAUAUCUUAAAUAGUAGAUAAGACAGAAAAAGGAUGGCAAAGGAGCAAGAGGCUUGCCCCAGAAUCACCCAUCUUAGUGGCAGUGUAGAGAUUGUGACACAAAUCUCCUCCAGUAUGGGCCUCCCAGAAGGCUAAUUUUCAUUGAAGUGUCUGUGAUAACCCAGACAGAUUAUCAGGAAGCAAAGGGAACUUGCCUUGAAGGGGAGUAAAUUAUUUAGCUAGCAACACUGUUCUUAUAGAAGGCCAGUAUAAACCUAAGGAGCAAUUGCAACCUGGGGAGCUGUACAUGUGAGGUUUACUUGGUGUAGGUCUAAGGGGGAAAUACCACACCUCUGCUGUUGCCAUGCCUCAAAAGCCAGACUGGUGUGCAGUCCCUGCUUCUCCUCCCCUCAGUGCAUAUAGUAGUGUGUUACAGGAUCAGCAUGAAAUUAGGGCUGGAGUCUUCACAUGGACCUAAGAACAAGAAAAUACAAUUGGGGAUAUGGCUGCCUAAGCCCUUAGGUCUUCGGGGAGAACCCAGCCUUACAGCACAAUUCAUGCAGCAGCAAGUUAGGGGAAUUGCCCUGGCUUGGCACUCACAGAAGUGGGAGCUGGACACAGACCUUCAGCUCCAGACUUGCUCUUGGGUGCACUGUGAGGGUGGUCUGUGUUAGUAAAGUCUGCAUCCCAAAGUUAGGCAAUCUACGUGGCCACAGGUUCUGCUGGCAGGCUCCUGCUGGCCAAGGAACUGAGAACUGCAGCAACACAGAGCAGAGCCAGCAAGUGCCUACAGGAAAGGCCAGCUCCCCUACUGGGGAUAUUUGCUUUGUUAUCUAGAUGCCCGAGCUAGGCAGUACCAACAUCCUUGAGCCAUUGCUGUCAUGGCAAAGACAAAUGUACUUUGAAGAGGAGGGAAGUAUUCCAGUGAUGGCAGAGUUGUCCUGGUGUCUUUCCACGACAUAUUACUUGAGCCAAGAGCUUUCCUCGUGCAUGUGUUCAUAUGCAGGAAUUAUUCCAGAAUAAAAGGCUUCCUUCAGGGGGGGCAUACCUGGAAUAUGCUGUGCACAACCUGGCACAGUCUGCCUGUUGUGAAAACCAUCACAAUUCUGCAGAGGUUGGUGUGUAACAGAGGUAAACCUACUCCCUCCUCUUGGCCCAGUCACUCUGUCCUCACUUGAGCCACCUCAGUAACCCCAGGUUUAAGAGAUCAAUCACUGCCUUUAAUCAGGGAAAUAGGAAAGCUCCUUCUCUUUCCAGAUCUCCAAAACAACAAACAACAACGCUGCAUCUCCCUGCUCCCCUCAGACACAUUGCAAGCAGUUUCCUGAGCACUCAGGAUAGCAAUCUUGUGUGUAUGUCCCCCUCCCCACCUCAGAGGACAUGCUUCUCAGCCUGUUGAACACUUCUUGGCCCUGCAGUGUGUCUACUUAACCAUCAACUGGGACUUACUUCUGGUAAGAAACUUAAAAAAAAAAAAAAAAAAAAAAAAAAAAAAAAACACAAAAACACACCAAAAGAAAACACUACAAAAAAAAAAUUUAAAAAAGCACCUAUGAAAUGCUGCAGAGAAUGGCAGACAAAGAACAUGGCCAAUUAUCAUAAUUUGUAAUUCUCUAUUCUAUUGUAAAUACAUCUUGUACAUACUUGGAUGUUUUUCAUCAUUUACUGUCUUUAUGGGUUAUGUGUUAUAUGAGACUCUCUUAGUUUAUUGUAUAACACUGUAAAUAACAUAACAUCCUUUAUUAUUUAUGCAUAGCAUCUAACAUGUGGAGAAAGUUAUCCUCGUAUUAUUUUAAGAUAUAUGUCAAAAUAUGUUGCUUUUUUUUUCCUUUUUUUUUCUUUUUUUUUUUUUGUUUGCUUUGGAGAGAAAAAAAAAUUGUAAUAUAUCCUCUUUUUCCCCUCUUUUCCUUUAAAAGAAAAAAAAAUGAAUGCUAAUUUAUUGUUCAGGAGAGAAAGGGGAUGUAACUGAAAGGCAAACUGUUCAAAGAACAUGCUAUGGAAGCCAGAAGCUACUGAUAAACUAAAGAAUUUAUUAUCCCAAAUACAGCAAUAAGUAAUUGUUGAUUUAUUAAGGUUUUGUUAUUAAUUUUCAGUAAAAGAGGUGCUGCAUUAAA
Molecule: messenger RNA, 8915 nt
Organism: Pogoniulus pusillus (Red-fronted tinkerbird)
Lineage: Eukaryota; Metazoa; Chordata; Aves; Piciformes; Lybiidae
Gene: NRG1
Product: neuregulin 1
Exons: 12
Coding region: 1250-3439 (729 amino acids)
Biological process (GO): cell differentiation; animal organ development; intracellular signal transduction
Molecular function (GO): protein tyrosine kinase activator activity; chemorepellent activity
Source: RefSeq, a predicted model, not a curated record